Molecule: messenger RNA, 516 nt
Organism: Globicephala melas (long-finned pilot whale)
Lineage: Eukaryota; Metazoa; Chordata; Mammalia; Artiodactyla; Delphinidae
Gene: TAFA3
Product: TAFA chemokine like family member 3
Biological process (GO): positive regulation of microglial cell activation; negative regulation of microglial cell activation
Molecular function (GO): receptor ligand activity
Source: RefSeq, a predicted model, not a curated record
AUGCGUGAGAGGGCCACACAGAACUGGAGCACGGGCGGCUGGCUGCUGGCACUUGGCGUGGUCUGGCUGUGGACCCACCUGGCCUCGGCUUCCUUGCGGCCUCCAACUCCAACAGUCCCCGUGAAGCAGGGCACCUGCGAGGUGAUUGCUGCUCACCGCUGCUGUAACCGGAACCGCAUCGAGGAGCGCUCCCAGACUGUCAAAUGCUCUUGCUUCUCUGGCCAGGUGGCCGGCACCACCCGGGCAAAGCCCUCCUGCGUGGACGAGAACUUAGAGCUGCCCUCACUGCUUCCUGCUCCCACAGCCUCCAUCGUCCUGCAGAAGUGGUGGUGUCAGAUGGAGCCCUGCCUGCUGGGCGAGGAGUGUAAAGUGCUCCCGGACCUGUCGGGAUGGAGCUGCAGCACCGGACACAAAGUCAAAACCACCAAGGUAUCCAGGGAGAGACACUUCAUCGCAGCCCUACUCUUCCCCCUUCGCUGGGGACGGAAAAGGGGACACAGGAAUCCUGGGGUCUAG